Molecule: messenger RNA, 1077 nt
Organism: Hyaloperonospora brassicae
Lineage: Eukaryota; Oomycota; Peronosporomycetes; Peronosporales; Peronosporaceae
Source: the annotation of a GenBank genome assembly
AUGACGCUCCACGGCCCCGUCAAGCAGCAGCUCGAGGCCGUCAGCGGCUAUGUCUACCCCACGGACAGCGCCCUCGUGGUCGUGAGUACCAAGAAGAAAGCCGCGCGCCAGUACCUCCUGCACGGCUACCGCCACCGCAGCGCCAAAGUCUGGUGCUUCCUCGGCCACAAACUCGCAGCGAUCAAGACAGUCACCCAGCGCAAGCGCUUCACAGAGCUCGUGGCCACGGGGGACGUGGCGGAGGUCAUGGACGCGCUGAGCGCCGGCGCCGACGUGGCCGACAAGAACGCGGCGGGCCACUCGCCGCUCUACGUGGCGGCGGCCCACGGCUUUGACCACGUCCUGCUGCUGCUGCUGGAACGCGGCGCUGACGUCAACGCCGCUGCACUGGACGGCUCGACGCCGCUGCACGCCGCGUGCGAACACAAGCGCUACGGAGCGGUUCAGCUCCUGCUCAAGCACAAGGCGCGGGCUAACGCCGUCACGCGCAGUGGGCACUCGCCGCUGCACUUUGCAGCGAAACACGGACACGCAGAGAUCGUUGCAGCGCUGCUCGCGGUACGGGCAAAAGUGGACGCAGCAGUCGGAGACACGACCACGACAGCGCUGUUGCUGGCGUGCACGUUUGGCCACUCGGCUGUGGUCGAGCAGCUGCUGGACGCGGGCGCCGACCCGCAGGUCGAAGACGCCGCCGGCAACACGCCGCUGCACGUUACCAGUCGGAACGGGAACUACCGCGCGACGUACCUGUUGCUGACGGCUGGCGCGGACCCCGACAUGCCGAACGAGCAGGACGAGACGGCGUUCGACGUGGCCGAGCAGCAGGGCCACUCGCACGUGCAGUAUCUGCUCGAGACGAACGGCGUGGCCGUGGGCGGCCAGACAGUCGACGAGAUGGACGUCGCCUGCGCGCAGGAUGACCGUCUCAGCGAGGCGCUGGCCCGCAAUCGACCGGAAAUCUCCGACGUCAUUGUGAAGCUCCACAUGAAGUACGCGGGCUAUUUCGCGCUGGGUGCGCUGCCCGAAGACGAGAGCGUGACGGCGUUUCCAGAGGACUUGAACCUGCUGACGUGUUAG